This is a messenger RNA of Sclerotinia trifoliorum, 2474 nucleotides long. The record is from the annotation of a GenBank genome assembly. Lineage: Eukaryota; Fungi; Ascomycota; Leotiomycetes; Helotiales; Sclerotiniaceae.
ACAUACUUGUACAUGACGACUAAUUGGAUGAUUGUUGAAUGAAUUGGUAUGUGUGCACACGAUCAAUUUUUUAACAAAGAAAUUCUCAUAUUUAGACUUUUGAUUGUCGUUCCCAACAUUAUUAAUAUAUUCUUUUGUUUGCAAACAAUCAAUUGAUAAAUCCUUUUUAACUGUUUCCGAUUGUUCAAUUCACCAAUCCAUCAAUCAAUCCAUCCAUCAAUCAACUCCUUAGCUUUGCCUCGGUAGCAAUUGGUUAGCCUCUGCGUCAUUUGAGUAAAGGUACUUCUAGGAUAUCACGAACGCGGGGAGAAAAAUCAACAAACGUUUCAAAAGGGUCUAUUAUACCAUCAACGGCAGCUAAUGCUGAACGGGAGUAAUCGAUAAGUGAAGGGGUUACGAUCAUAUCUUAGGGGCCCUAGGGCCAAAAGGAAUUACACAAGAUGUCAUGGAAGACGAGUGAGAUGUUGAUGGAUACCAUCAAACAUUACUCACACUUCCCCGCUACGGGAGUGAGUUUGAGGCAGAUGGUACAAUUCGGGGAGAGACCAUCUACAGGUAUGUCUGGGAGUACAUGUUGCGGGUUUCAGAGGUUCUGUCAUUGUUCCAUACUGAUCAAGCACUACUUCACACAUAGGUACCCUUUUCCGGGCAUCACAAUUUCUCUCUGAAGAACUUCCCAUACGACUUGCGCAUCGUGUACAGGAGCUGUCAGAUUUACCAGAUGGACUUAAUGAGAUGCCCUCGAUUCAAAAAGUGAAGGAAUGGUAUGCACAGUCAUUUGAGGUAUGACUCUUCUCUCUCACACAAAAGGAAACGUUGGCGUGAAUUGACAUGUGAAAGGAAAUUACCACACUUCCUCGGCCACAAUUAUCAUCAGAUGUCAAAGAAAGACUCAUGAAGCCUGCGAAAAUAAAUGGGAAAACAUCCAAGAUUUUGACAGAAGCCACACAAAACCCGAGUGUGACGAGGGGACAGUAUAGCUCUAAUGGGAACGGAAAAGAAUCAAAGUCAGCAUCAGCAAGAAGAUAUUUUGCUACAGUAGAAGAUAGUACGGAUUGGCCUCCAGAACUUCACGAUUAUAAUCAAAGAUUCGCACAAACCCUUAACCAUAUAAAAAGGCGGCAUGAUGGAGUGGUUACAACCGUUGCGCAGGGAAUUCUCGAAUACAAGCGGAAGCGGCAACGUAUGCAAAUUGAUAAUAACAUACAGUCCUUUCUUGAUCGUUUCUACAUGUCCCGUAUUGGCAUAAGAAUGCUCAUUGGACAACAUAUAGCACUCACAGAUCAAAGUCACGAUAAAGAUCCUAAUUACGUAGGUAUUAUAUGCACGAAAACCAAUGUUCGAGAUCUCGCCGAAGAAGCAAUCGAAAAUGCAAGAUUUGUUUGCGAAGAUCACUAUGGGCUUUUCGAUGCGCCCAAGAUCCAACUAGUGUGUCCUUCAGACCUUCAUUUCAUGUAUGUACCAGGUCAUCUUUCACACAUGCUUUUCGAAACUCUCAAAAACUCCCUUCGAGCUGUCGUCGAAACACAUGGACAGGAUAAACAGGACUUUCCAAUCACGAAAGUCGUGGUGGCGGAAGGGAGAGAGGAUAUUACCAUCAAAAUCUCGGAUGAAGGUGGCGGAAUACCUAGAAGUGCUAUACCUUUAGUUUGGACUUAUAUGUAUACUACCGUGGACCGUACACCCAGUCUAGAUCCAGAUUUUGAUAAGAGUGAUUUCAAAGCACCAAUGGCAGGAUUUGGUUAUGGUCUACCAAUUUCAAGAUUAUAUGCUAGAUAUUUUGGAGGAGAUUUGAAGUUGAUUAGUAUGGAGGGGUAGGUCUUCUGAGUUUUUUAUAUUCUCUCUCCUCGCGCAAGCAUGGAAUAAGCUAACAAAGUUUCCUACAAAAAGAUACGGAACAGACGUAUACCUUCACCUAAACCGACUUUCAUCGAGUUCGGAGCCUCUUCAAUAACAAUUAGCAGUCAUGAGGGAUACAUCAAAAUCACAAUCCCGUCCCGAUAUCGGUGGAACGCGGAUAGGGAGUGAAGACGGAUUAUCCCGAGGAUUGACGCUGGGUCUAGGACAUAAACAAAUGAAUUUAAAAUUAGGCAAUGGAAAAGGAAAAGCCGGAAUGGGAAUGGGAAUGCGGGAAGUCUCGGAGCGAAAACAGGUCGGCGAUGCGGAAAGUAUGAUUAAUGAAGGUAGAGGGGGUAGUGGAAUGGAAGGUGUUUUUAUGGGUGAAGGUGGUGAGGUUUAGAGUGAAGAAUAAAUGGAAUGAAGUGAAAAGAAAAGAAAUUAUCUGGUCUUAGAGGAUGAAAUGAUUGGCGCUGUAGAUGGGGUUGAAGGAUUCAGAACAAAAUAUGACAAAAUUGCGGCGACGCUAGAUUAUUUGGUCGUAGGUGUGAAUGAUGGUUUGGUUGGGUUGGGUUGGUUUGUUAGGCGGGGGAGGGGUAAAGGGGGUAAACUAGAUAAUUGAAUAAGUAGAUAGUGUA